AUCCCUGGAGUCGUCGAGAUCCUUCGGGCUGUCGCCAACCCGAUACGGGAACUGAUGUGUAUGUAUCACGAAGGGUGCCCUGGGUAUCGUGGUUGUAUAAAGAUCUACUCCGCAUCCCCAGGUUUUGCUUCCCCAGAUCAUCAGUGCUCUCUGCAGAUUGACUGGUCCUCUCCAUCACUCCACUUCACACUCAAGAUCUAGUAUCUCGAGAUCGACUUGUUUCUCUUCAUCACUCUCCACUGAAACAACACUCAAUAUGGUUUCCUCCGAUAAGAAGGACAACGAGGUUGUCAUGCUCGAGCAGCAGAGAACCAAUGAUUACCCAGAGAAGUCCAUUCCGGCCAUCGCAAAGGUCGAUUACUCAGGUGCCUACGAGAAAACCGACCCUAGGGAAAUUGCCCUUGUGAAGAAGCUGGACCGAUGGAUCAUGCCCAUGUUGUGGUCCAUGUACUGGCUCAACUACCUUGACCGCAACGCUAUCGCUCUCGCUCGUCUGGACGACCUUGAGGCGGAUCUCAACCUCACCAGCACACAGUACCAGACCUGUGUGUCUAUUCUGUUUGUCGGUUACCUGCUUGGCCAAAUUCCCAGCAACAUGUUCUUGAACCGAACUCGUCCCUCCCGCUACAUGGGUAUCUGCAUGAUGCUCUGGGCUGUCGUCUCCGCUGUCACUGCUCUGUCCAAGGACUUCAAGGGCCUUCUGCUCACCCGCUUCUUCUUGGGUGUCACUGAGGCUCCUUACUACCCUGGUGCUGUCUACCUCCUCUCCAUGUUCUACAACCGUAAGGAGGUCGCCACUCGCAUUGCUAUCCUCUACACUGGAAACAUCCUUGCCACUGCCUUCGCUGGUCUGAUCGCUGCUGGUAUCUUUGAGGGUCUUGGUGGUGUCGCUGGUAUCUCUGGAUGGCAAUGGCUCUUCAUCCUCCAGGGUAUCGUCACCUUCUUGAUCGCCAUCGUCGGAUUUUUCCUUCUUCCCGACUUCCCUCACAACACUUGGUGGCUUACUCAGGCUGAGCGCGACCUCGCUGUAUCUCGCAUGGCCAUCGAUACUGUUGGCAAGAGCGAGGACACAUCCGUCUGGACUGGUUUCCGCCAGGCUGCAAAGGAUCCCAUGGUCUGGAUCUUCGCUUUCAUGGCUCAUAUGCAUUUAGCUGCCAACGGCUUCAAGAACUUCUUCCCCACUGUAGUCAAGACCCUUGGAUUCAACCGAACCAUCACUCUUGUCCUCACCUGCCCUCCUUACCUCAUCGCUGGUGCCGUUACGAUCGCCGUCUCUUGGUCGUCUGGAAAGUUCAACGAGCGCACAUGGCAUAUCACCAUCUCCAAGAUCGUUGCCACUGUCGGUUUCCUCGUCGCAUGCGCGCCCCUCGGUGUUGCAGGCCGCUAUGUUGCCAUGAUUAUCUUUACCAUUGGUACCUACGGUGUCAACUCUCUUAUCCUGGGUUGGUGCGGUUCCACCUGCGGUCAGACUCCUGAGAAGAAGGCUGUCGCAAUUGGCAUUGUCACGACUGUCAUGAACGCCUCCUUCAUCUGGACCCCAUACUUGUGGCCCACAUCCGAUGCUCCCCGCUACGUUAUUGCGCUCUCGUCGUCCGCUGCCUUCUCCAUCGCCACAUUCCUCACUGCGUGGGUCGCCAAGAUCAUCUUCAUGCGCCGCAACAAGGCGAUGCGCGAGUCGGGCGAGGAGGUACAGACCUUCUUCGUCUACUAAAUGUGUGCAAGAUCUGUUCACUACAUGCGCGAGCACUUUGCAAGUUGGUGGCGCUGGAUUUGGUCGGCUACGAUUGAUUUACGAUUUAUGAGAAAGCGAAUUAGAGCGCUGGUUCUU
Molecule: messenger RNA, 1828 nt
Organism: Boeremia exigua
Lineage: Eukaryota; Fungi; Ascomycota; Dothideomycetes; Pleosporales; Didymellaceae
Product: major facilitator superfamily domain-containing protein
Exons: 3
Coding region: 257-1711 (484 amino acids)
Biological process (GO): transmembrane transport
Cellular component (GO): membrane
Molecular function (GO): transmembrane transporter activity
Source: RefSeq, a predicted model, not a curated record